AAACUUACGACUUCUAAUGUCGCGUCAAAUCAGACAAUGUCUGAACCAAAGUCAUCAGUUUUAGGUCCUGUUAAAGGCUAUUUCACAAGUAAAGAUUAUAGGUUCUACAUUAUUGCUGCUGGCUCGGUAUUGAUUUUGGCAGGAGCUAGCUUCUAUUACCUUCGGACUCCCAAGCCUCCAAAACCAAAAACACGUUCUAAAAGAAGAUCAUCGAGACCUGCCGGAAAUGCAGACGCUGGAAAAGAUAGAGGAGGUAGAACUAAAGAGGAACCUGAAGCCGAAGAAUUCGAAAAAUAUAGUUCUGUACAAAUUGAUGCUUUACCUGUGGAGAAACGCGUCACAGCUUCACAAAUACUCAAAAGUCGAGGAAAUAUAGCGUUCGGUCAAAACAAUUAUCAAAAAGCUAUAUCCCUUUAUACGAAAGCGAUUGAAUUUAGCCAGAACCCAGUAUUUUUCAGUAACCGAGCUGCAUGUUAUUAUAACACAAAUGAAUAUGCGAAAGUUAUCGAGGAUUGCAAUAAUGCGUUGCAAAUGGAUCCUCUAUAUGUCAAAGCGUUAAAUAGACGCGCUAUGGCAUAUGAACAAACCUCUCAAUAUGAAGAAUCUUUACAUGAUUUCACUGCAGUUUGUAUAAUCGGUGAGUUCAGAAAUGAGAACGCUACAGCAUCUAUUGACCGACUUUUAAAGAAAGUUGCUAGUAUCAAAGCUCAAGAAAUUAUUCAGAAUCGUAAAAAACGACUCCCGUCAACAAAAUUCAUAUCUUCAUAUAUGGAGGCAUUUCGCAAAGCACGGCCUUAUAUGGUUGAUGAGGAGCAAGAAGGCGAUGAAUUUUAUAAAGCUGCGGAAAAUUUUUUGAAUGAAGAACGUUAUGAAGAAGCAAUGAAUGCGUACGGAAAAGCCAUAGAAGUUGGAUGUUCCUAUAUGGCUGAAGCCCUCAAUAUGAGAGGUACCUUCACUUAUUUAACGGGUGAUUCCAAGGGUGCUUUGGAAGAUUUCAAAAAGGCACUUGAAAUUAAGCCUGAUUAUGUUCAAAUAUAUGUAAAGCGUGCUACAAUUUACAUGGAACAAGAUAACGCUGAUCACGCAUAUCGAGAGUUUGAUGAUGCUAUUAAAAUUGAUCAAAAUGAUCCAGAUAUAUAUUAUCACAGAGGACAAGUAUAUUUCCUCAAUAGUAUGUUUGACAAGGCAGUUGAUGAAUAUCAGCGUAGAAUUGAACUUGACCCAGAUUUUGUUUAUGCGUAUAUUCAACUUGCGAUAGCCCAAUAUAAAAAUGGGUCUAUUUCAGAAGGAAUUAAGACUUGUCGACUAGGACUUCAAAAAUUUGUUAAAUCGGCUGAGAUGCAUAAUUAUUACGGUGAACUCCUUGCUGAUCAAAAGAAGGUUGAUGAAGCCAUGGAACAAUUUGACAAAGCUAUUGAAUUACAAAACGGAAAUUUUGCAUUACCUUUCGUUAAUAAAGCAAUGCUCUGUUUCCAUGUUAAGAAUGACCAUGCUCAAGCUGAAGAUUUUUGCCGUAAAGCAUUGGAAAUUGAGCCAGAAAGUGAUAUUGCAAACACGAUCAUGAGUGAGAUUCUACUUGCUAGAGGAAACUUGGAGGAAGCACUAAAAUAUCUUGAAAGGUACCAAGAAGUUGCACGAACAGAAUCUGAACUUCAAGGUAUCCUGGAGUAUGCAGAAGCUGCACGAUCUCAUAUUGCUUUCAAACGAAGAUAUCCACAACAUGCUGAUCGUGCUUCUUCACUUGCUCGGUAAAAAAAUAAUUUCACACUUAAAUAUUAUUAUUUUUUUUUUAAAUCCGCAGUUAUUAACAAGCACUAUAUGUAAACUAAAAAAAACUAUUAUAUUAAAAUUAGUAAAUUUGCUAAAUUUUUAAAUAAAUAUACGGUCACCUCCGAAAGGAGUGACACGAUGUUUCACCAAUCAAGUAUUGAAAAAAAAAUUUCUUAUACC
Molecule: messenger RNA, 1950 nt
Organism: Rhizophagus irregularis DAOM 181602=DAOM 197198
Lineage: Eukaryota; Fungi; Glomeromycota; Glomeromycetes; Glomerales; Glomeraceae
Biological process (GO): protein import into mitochondrial matrix; protein insertion into mitochondrial inner membrane
Cellular component (GO): mitochondrial outer membrane
Molecular function (GO): transmembrane protein transporter activity; protein binding
Source: RefSeq, a predicted model, not a curated record